UUCCGGAAGUAGAUGGCGUGCAUUGAUAUUAGAUAGUGAAAGGAUGGAAGUGUUUCUCUACAAUUCCACCGUUUGUAGACUAUGUGGCGAAGAAAAUGAUAAUGGAACUUUAUUAUAUUCUAACGAAGAAAAUAAUCAAAACUUGAGUGAAAUUAUUAACACACAUUUACCUUUAAAGGUAUCAGAUGACGGUGAGCUUCCUAGGACUAUUUGUCCUGGCUGUACAAUACAAUUAGAAGCUACAGUAGAAUUUUUGAAUCUAAUUAUUAAUGGACAAAAAAUUAUACGGGAGUUGUAUCAAAGAGAAAAAGAAUAUAAAAAAAAUAUUUUGAAUACGUCUAGUAACACACGGGAAGUUUUAUCAGAAAAAAUUAUCUAUGAAAUUAACACAAGCGAUGGAGUAUAUCAUGUGGAACAUCCUAUAUCACUACAAGUUGCAGGUCUUGAUAAGCCUAAAAGAAAACGGGGUAGGCCUAAGAAAACUAAAACACCAGACAAUAUUGCACAACAAUCGGUGACCAAAGAACAACAACCAGAAGUCAGUAGUAAACCUGAUGAGAAGGAUGAAGAGGAACCAUCGGGUAAAAGGAAAAGAAAAGCACCAACUAGGUUUAGUGAAGCUGUGCAGGGUAAAGAAUUAGAACGAAUAUUCAUAGAAGUAGGAGUGAUAGAUGGAGAGGAAGAGAAAAAAGCCAAAGCCGACGCAGCUCCAAAGGAACCAGAGGUAAUCGGACAUUUGGAAGACUCAGGAGAGCUGGUUGUUGUUGUAAAGGGCAAGGGACGGGGAAGACCGAAGGGCCGCAUGAGCCAGACAGUCGAAGAGUGCGCGGUGUGCCGGCAGCAGUUCUCCUCGCGGGGCCGCUACAUGUCGCACGUGGCGUCGCACGGCCGCGUGCGCUUCCGCUGCGACUGCGGCGCCACCUUCGUCACCCGCGCCGCCCUCGCCGCACACCACGAGGCCGCCGCGCAUACGGGCGAGACUGUCGAAGCCGCUGAUAAGUCCCAAUCUAAAGAUUCACUUGACAUUGCAAAAGAGACAACAGCAGAAAACAACAAUACACCUCCGACUGACAAAAAAGAUGAAACAGAUGAUCCUCAAGCACUUCCCGACUUGAGUGAUGCAAGCAAGCCUGCGAUAAACGCAGUGGAUGUCACUGAAGAAGUAGUAGAUGCGACUGAAGAUAAUGAUAACAGCAAUAAUGAGAAAAUUGUUUCAGACAGUGCUAGCGAAGAUGGUAAUGAUGAAGUAGAAACAAACAAAGAGAAAAAACACAAGUGCAAUCAUUGCGGUAAAUUAUUUUGUAACAGACAAAGCAAGUCAUUACACAUUAAGGCGGUACACCUUGGAGAGAAGUCAUAUGCUUGUACAGAAUGCGAAGCACGUUUCGCUUACCCGCAGUCAUUGGCAGUACACCGGGUCUCGCAUCGCCGCUUCCGUCCUACUAAUGGUUAUGCGUGCGACCUUUGUGGAAAGGUGCUGAACCACCCGUCGUCCGUGGUGUACCACAAGCAGGCGGAGCACGCGGCGCAGCGCUACGUGUGCGGAGCGUGCGGGAAGGCCUUCCGACACAAGCAGCUGCUGCAGCGGCACCAGCUCGUGCACUCGCAGGCGCGCCCCUUCACUUGCAGGACGUGCAAUGCGUCGUUUAAGACCAAAGCGAACCUGAUUAACCACCAAAUUCUACAUUCCGGCGUUAAAAAGUUCUCGUGCGAUAUUUGUAAACAGAAAUUUGCACACAAAACCAGUCUCACGUUACACAUGAGAUGGCACACUGGCGUUAAGCCAUAUUCGUGUAACGUGUGCGGUAAGAGCUUCAGCCAGAAGGGUAACCUGUCGGAGCACUCUCGCAUCCACACGGGCGAGAAGCCCUACCAGUGCACGCAGUGCCCGCGCCGCUUCACCACCUCCUCGCAGCACCGCCUGCACGCGCGCCGCCACGCGCGCCGGCCCGCGCACGACAGGACCGCAGUGGAAGCCAUCGUCCGGCGUCGGCGUAUGCUAGCCAGGCGGAAUCUCCAACAGACUCAGACGCAGAUCAGCCUGCUCGUAGACGAUAAGAACCAGCAGGCGCAGUUGCAGGUGCCACAAGUGCAGGUGCCGCACCCGAUCAUGGAGAAGUUGGAGCUGGACGAUGUGGACACGGAGGAGAGCGUCAUAUACGUGGCGUACGAAGCGGAUGACUCUGAUGCGACUGCCUUUCACAUACUGGACCCUGAACAGAUGGAAAAUGACAUGGCAAAUUACUACCAGUACAACAUGGGUUUCAGCCAGAAAAUAAUUUUUAAAGAUAAAGUUUUGCCUUCUAAAUGUCAUUGCCAACCAGAUCACAUUAAAAGAAUGCAUGAUGCUGUAUUAUCCCAAAAAUGUGAGAAAAGUAUGUUAACAGAACCUGUUCUAAUAGUUGAAAAAUCAGUCCAGUGUCAUUUUAUAAAUAAAGAUGACAUAGAAGAAAACAAAGUGCUGAGCCCAUGCGACAUGUAUUCGGGCACGUCCCUGCUGGUGCCGCAGCUGCAGCCGCUGAAGAUGGAGAGCGGUGAGGAGGAGGAGGGCGUUCUGCAGGCUGAGCAGCUGGUGCUAGAGAGGGAGAACAUACCGGUAACGGACGAGCAAGGGAAUCCUCUGCACUUUACAAUGCAAGAUGGCACAAAACUUGCCAUCACAUCCAUAGACGGGAAAACUUUGCAGGUCAUUACGCAAGACGGACAAACUAUACCAGUUGAGAUUAACGACUUCAACGAGGAAGAGGCCCUCAGCCCGGAGCCCGCUGCCCCGGUGCACAGGGCGGGAGGCGCGUCGCCCGCGCACUACUACAUCGUGUAGACCGCAGCCGCCGGAGAGACGCUGGAACGGCUCGUUUUCAUUGUAAACGAUACCUCCCAACUUUAGCUCAAUUUUUUUAUAAUGUGCAAUGGCAAAAUCGUUAAUUUUAUAGUUACCGACCGUAAAAAAAUUAUAAUUUUUAAUAUUGGAAUAUGGUUAAAGUGCUACUAUUAAUUACGUAAUACGAGUUGUAUUAUGAAAAAUGAUUGAUUUUUUUUUUAAUAAUUAUUUGCCACAUCAAUGUUUAUUCGAAGUUUUUUAGUACGAAUAUUUACAGCAAUUGUAUGUUAAUUUUAAGUAAAACUGAUUAUUUAUCUAAUUUAAUUGUAAGAAUUAAGUAUUAUUGAUUAAUGAUUAAAAUUAAAAACAUUUUGGGAUAUUGCAAUCUGUGAAAGUGGACUUUCCGUCCUGAAUUACUAUUUUUCUUUUUUUUACAUUGUAAAGUUUAAAAUAAAAUUAUAUAAAAUGCAAAUUCCUAGUUAGGAUCAGGUUAAAGAUCGCAUUUAAAAUAUUUCCUACAAUUUUGACAAUAUCCUUGAGCAAAACAACAACGAACAAAAUAAUGUUCUCAUAUGUAAUAAGUUAACAAUUUUGCUUAGUUUCACAAGAAGUUUGUCACAAAUUUUAAUUUGACUAAAGUAUGUCGUUUUAGAAAUAAUUAUUUAUUAAUGUUAAAAAUGAAUGUGUUUAACGAUUUUAAUAGAAAUGCGCAGGUUUUAGUUAAAGAAUGUAAUUAUGAAUGCGAAUAAAUGAGAGUUUUAAUGUAAU
Melitaea cinxia (Glanville fritillary) is the source of this 3589-nucleotide messenger RNA. RefSeq lists its product as uncharacterized. Bases 44 to 2821 code for a protein of 925 amino acids. NCBI's taxonomy places the organism in Eukaryota, Metazoa, Arthropoda, Insecta, Lepidoptera, Nymphalidae. Gene Ontology annotation, cellular component: nucleus. The record is from RefSeq and is a predicted model, not a curated record. The transcript is spliced from 19 exons. Gene Ontology annotation, molecular function: DNA binding; zinc ion binding.